AUGUCGUCUCGUCCAGCGUCACCGACGUGCAGAAAUACUUCCCAAACGACUGACAUACCAACCUCUGAUGGCGUCGAAGUUCCUGUGAAUCAGACCGACAUCCCACGUCAAGAGACACAAAAUAACAACAGCGCUGGGACUUCUGCGGACGAAGAGGGAGGAAAAAAGAAUACAACCGUAGACAAGUUGAUGGCUGACAUGACCGUCAAUCGGAAGUUGACGCCGAUUCAACUUUUUAUGAUCACAGUUAACGGGACACUUGGAGCAGGUCUUUAUGUUCGAAGUGCUCAAAUUCUUCAGCUUGCUGGGCCCGUGGCAGUUGUAUGUUCAUUUCUUGGGCUUGGGUUUCUGGCCUGGGCGGUAAUGCAAUGCAUCGCAGAGCUCCUAUGCAUAUGGCCUGUGGGCGGAGCCCUACCACUGUUUGUCAUGGAAUUUGUAGACAAGGAGCUCGGUUAUGCUGUGGCUAUUGCAUACUGGUUCACAUACGCUGUCGGAUUUGCUGCUCUGGUUGCUAUUUCUGCCAGCACCAUGAGUUACUGGAUUCCCCAUGCUACUGAUGUUGUUCACAUUACUGUCUAUACGGCGUUGCCUUUUGUUUUGGGCGCAAUCAAUAUCCUGGAAAUUGAGUGGUACGGCUACGUCGAGGUCGUGGCCGGUGUCAUCAAGUUGUUCAUCUUAUUGAUUACAAUCGUUAUCCUGAUUGCUAUCGACGCUAAAUCGGGAAUAUCUUCAACGGAAAAAGAUUGGUCACACCCCUCCGAAGCUUAUGACAAAGACGCGGCGCCGGGUUUUGUAUCAGCGUUAAUAAUGACCAUACCAAUUGCCACCUUCGCCUACACAGGCGUGGAGAUCAUCGCUGCUUCCAUCAUUGAGGCCGAAUGGGGCACGAAACCGAAGAAUGGUCAAGAGGGCCAGAGUGCAGGCAAUGCAGAAAAUGCUCAAAACCUCCAGGAUGACCAGCCUACCCAGGAUAUCCGCAAUAGAACUCGACGACCAAACCAAGGAAACGACGUCGAAGAAGAUCCAAACAGAGACCGAAAAGAGUCCGCCAUAGCCACUAUUAGAGCUACAGCUGUUGUCGUACCGAUAGUUAUUGGUAUAGCUUACACAAUUACCGGAUUACUCAUAGCCCUUGGCCUGAGUCGAAACGACCCUGACCUUUCUAGACUCAACUGGAUCGAGAAUACUACUAGUACCGUGAGCAGUACUAGUACCGCGACAAGUACUGCGACUAGCACGGCUACCGAGGCUAGUGACGGAAGUUCCAAGUCGAUCCCUUCUACCCUGGUCCUCAUGGCAAAAAACUCGCAUAUCGACAAUCUGGAGCACGCCUUCAAUGCCUUCAUACUUUUCACCGCUUUAACAUGUGCAAAUACUAAUCUUAUUGAGGAACACAAGGUGGCUUUGCAGCGUCAAAGACUAUAUCCGCUAGUGACUCGCCAAAGCCAACCACAAGACCAUCCCUAUCGAAACCACUUGCAGCCAUUGCUUGCUUAUCUAGCUUUGCUUAUGUGUAUCUGCAUUUUGAUCAUUUUCAAUGGCGCGUUCCUUUGGAAGAAGUUUCACCUUGUCCCUUUGCUCGCGGGCUACCUCCCUAUCUUUGUAUUCAUCCUUAUCUGGUUCGGACUCAAGAUUUGGAAAAUGGACCUGCACCUCUGGAAAACACUCGAUGAGAAUGCAGUUAAGGAAUCGGUGGAGAAGCUAAACGGCCUUCGAGACAAGUCCCUUGCGCCAACUGAAGCCGCAACUACCGCUGUCAACACCAAUGAUUCUACGAACAACCGGGGCCUUCGGGGCAGUCGUCCUCGAAGUGCUGGAAACAUCCAUCACCGACGUUGA
Molecule: messenger RNA, 1839 nt
Organism: Fusarium pseudograminearum CS3096
Lineage: Eukaryota; Fungi; Ascomycota; Sordariomycetes; Hypocreales; Nectriaceae
Exons: 9
Coding region: 1-1839 (612 amino acids)
Biological process (GO): transmembrane transport
Cellular component (GO): membrane
Source: RefSeq, a predicted model, not a curated record